AUGACAGGCGUCAAGUCACUGGCGGACGCUGUCCUCCAGUAUCCUAUCGCAGUGCUGACAUGGACAAUCGUCGUGGCAUUUGUCGCCAGGUUCUUCUGGCGGGGAUACCAGCAGCGACGCUUCUAUCGUAACCUGCCCGGACCCCCGCACAGCUGGCUCUGGGGCCACCUCAAGAUCAUGGGCGAGGUGGCGGCCCUGCUGCCGCCCAACAUGCACCCGCAGCAGAUGUACACCGAGAUCGCCAAAAAGCACGGCCUCGAGGGCAUGUUCUACAUGGACCUAUGGCCCUUUGCCGAGGGCAGCCUCGUCCUGCACGACCCGGAGCUCAUGGACCAGAUCCAGGUCACCAAGCCCCUGCCCCAGCACAGGCUCGCCAACGACCUGCUCAAGCCCAUGGUCGGCGACAACGUCAUCGCCGCCGCCAACGGCGCCGUCUGGAAGCGCCUGCACAACGCCAUGCUGCCUGCCUUCUCCUGGUCGCACAUCCGCCACCUGACGGGCAUGAUGGUCGACGAGUGCAUGAUCUUCCGCGACAUCCUCGACCGCAAGGCCGCCACUGGCGAGGUCUUCUCUUUCGAGGAGACGUCGGCCCGGCUCGUCUUUGACGUCAUCUCGAGGAUUGUCUUUGCUUUUCCCCUUCACGCGCAGACUGCCUCUGGCCAGGAGCUCUUGGAUAUUCGGGAGCUCAUCAAGCUCGCUGAGGGCCAGCUGGACAUCUUUACCAGGCUCAAUCCCUUCAACAUGGUGCGGGUGUGGUGGCGCAAGAGGGAGGUGGUCGGCCGGCUAGACCCGAAGCUGCUUAGCCAUGUCUACGAGCGCUUUAAGUUGCUGAUCAACGAGGAGAUGGUGCCGUCGAGGAGAAACCCGUACAGUAUCCUGGACCUCAUGCUGCGCGAGCACGUCGAGCAGAGCCCAGAGAAGGGACGGACGAGGAAUGCCAAGAUCUCCAAGGCGGACGAGGAGCUAUUACUUACGCAGAUCAAGGGCCUUCUUCUCGGUGGACACGGAACCACGACCGACACGCUAACAUUCCUAUAUAUGCUCCUCUCAAAGCACCCCGAGGUCGUCCAGAAGAUCCGCCAAGAGCUCAUCGACGUCUUCGGGCCAGACUCCCUCGCCGCCAUGGAGCACGUCGUUGAGUACCCGGAGAAGUUGCAGAACCUGCCCUACACCGAAGGCGCGAUCAAAGAGACCCUUCGGCUGUUCCCUGCCGGCUUUGGCGUCCGCCAGGCCGAGGCCGGCAUGACCAUCUCGUACAAGGGUGGCAACUACCCUAUCGACAACGGACUUGUUCUCUCGAGCAAUGCGCACGGUGUGCAGUGGAACUCCAAGUACUUCCCGGACCCGGAAGAGUUCCGGCCGGAGCGCUGGAUCGGCGAGAACGAGGCGCCGCGGGCCUACUUCCGUACCUUCGGCAAGGGCGCGCGGGCGUGCUUGGGCCAGAACCUGGCACUCAAUGAGAUAAAGAUCAUCCUCAUGGCGACGGUUCGGGAUUACGACUUUGAGUGCGCGGGGCUCAAGCCCAACGCGCAGCCUAGGCUGACGCACACGCGCCUGGAUAUGAUCUAUGGCGAUGUGAUUUUCCAGGAGCUGGCUAUGGAGCCCAAGCCAAGGGGAGGUGGCAUGAUGACGGUGAGGAAGAUCGCCUGA
This is a messenger RNA of Thyridium curvatum, 1650 nucleotides long. RefSeq lists its product as uncharacterized. The coding region runs from base 1 to 1650 and encodes 549 amino acids. The transcript is spliced from 4 exons. Gene Ontology annotation, molecular function: monooxygenase activity; oxidoreductase activity, acting on paired donors, with incorporation or reduction of molecular oxygen; heme binding. NCBI's taxonomy places the organism in Eukaryota, Fungi, Ascomycota, Sordariomycetes, Thyridiales, Thyridiaceae. The record is from RefSeq and is a predicted model, not a curated record.